AUGGUCAGUACAGUGAGGGGCAUUGUCCGAACUAAUCCCGAAGAUCGUCUGUUGACUAGGCCAAAGGCUGCUAUUUGGGAUAAGAUCCUCUUGUUUGGCGACUCUAUCACCCAGGACUCGUUCAAUCAGCAGCGAGGAUUUGCCUUGUCGGCGGGCUUGCAGCAUGCCAGCAUCCGUCUCCUCGUGGUCUUCUUCGGCGCAAAUGAUGCUUCUCGCCCCGAAGCAGAAAACAGGCAACACGUUCCUCUCCAAGAAUACGUCAGCAAUCUCGAGAAGAUCAUUACGCAUCCUUCAGUCACGGCCCACAAUCCCAAGGUGGUACUUGUCACCCCGGCUCCCAUCGAUGAGCACUUGGUCUGGGCCAACGAUAAGAGCUUGGGAAGAGCCGAUGUCUCGAGGAGAAACAUCGACUUGAAGAAGUAUUCCGAGGCGGCGGCAGCGCUGGGAGAGAAGCUAGGGAUUCCGGUUGUGAAUUUGUGGAAAGCAUUCAUGGCGAAGACAGGAUGGAAAGAGGAAGAAUGGAAGGAGAACGAGCCGAUUCUUGGAUCCUUAGAGCUACCACAGAAUGAAGAGUUGGUGAGGUUAAUGCAUGAUGGUCUCCACUUCAACCCGGCUGCUUAUCAGAUCCUUCUUGAGGAGUUUCUGAAGGCGCUACGGGAGCAGACUCCAGAGCUCUCGCCGGAGAAUAUACCUUUGCUUCUUCCGCUUUGGAAUGACGCCGAGGCUUGGGCUGCAUGGGAUGCUACGCACAAGUAG
Didymosphaeria variabile is the source of this 756-nucleotide messenger RNA. RefSeq lists its product as uncharacterized. The transcript has 3 exons. NCBI's taxonomy places the organism in Eukaryota, Fungi, Ascomycota, Dothideomycetes, Pleosporales, Didymosphaeriaceae. The record is from RefSeq and is a predicted model, not a curated record. Gene Ontology annotation, molecular function: hydrolase activity, acting on ester bonds. Bases 1 to 756 code for a protein of 251 amino acids.